UGGCAUAAACGUGCUCUCCAACUCCAACAUCACACCCUCUCUCUCUCUUUUCUCUCGUUUCAUCUGCCGCUUCUCGCUGCGAAUUCGUAGACUUUUCUCUCUCUCUCUUUCUCAAAUCCAGCCGCUGCACCGCACCAUUUCCUCUGUUUCUCGUUAUCCAUUUCGCAAACGUUUUCAUUGCUUCCUUUUUUCACGCUUUUCUCGGACACUCUUUCUUGCUCAUCAAGAAACUAAUAGACCAUUGUUCUUCGUCUGAACCGUUUCGAACCUGUUUUCAUUUUUCCUCAGCUCGAUAUAUCCGGAUAAUCAUGAGUGAAUAUGUUGGAUGCAUUGUUCAAACCGAAAUUCUAUUCAAAGUGCAAAUCACGGUUGAAGUUAAUAAAUACGAGGUUGGAGACGAUAGGGAAGAAAAGGAAAGCGGUGGAGAAAUUUCUUAAGAAAGACAUCGUCGACCUUCUUAGGAAUGCCCUUGAUUACAAUGCAUAUGGAAGGGCUGAGGGGCUUCUCGUGGAGCAAAAUAUGUCGUUUUGCUAUGAACUCGUUGGAAAGUUUGCUAAUUGCGUGUCGAGUCAUGUUCGAGACCUUUGUAAGCAGAGGGAUUGUCCUGAUGAAUGUAAAGAAGCUAUACAGUCAUUGAUAUAUGCAGCAGCAAGGUUUUCUGAUCUGCCGGAACUACGCGAGCUCAGAACGUUGUUCACCCCAAAAUUUGGGAAUACUCUUGAACCUUACAUAAGUCAAGAGUUUGUUGACAAACUGAGGCAAGCUCCUCCUUCGAAAGAAAUGAAGAUCCAACUGUUGCAUGAUUUAGCGCGAGAGUUCUCCACAGAAUGGGAUAGCAAGGCUUUGGAGCAGAGGCUUCACUCACCGCCUCUGUUACUUGAAGAUAAGACUAAAUACGAUCCUCUAAACGAUCAUGGUGAUCGCAUGAACAAUGAUAUCGCUGUCCCCAAAAUAGACAACCUAGGUACCGCUGACAAACAGAGACAUGAAAGAAACUGGCAUACAUCAAAAGGAAAUGAAAAAGACAUCCUAUCACAAAGAAGGAAGGAUAUCAGCGAUCCGUAUUGGGGGGUGCAAAGCAGCACGGACUGUGAAACAACCUCUGACAAUUCAUCCUUGGAUGGGCGAAACGCUUGUUCAAGUUCAUUAGGAAGCGUAUCAGAUAAUGAAACAAUUAAGCAGCCAUCUUCAUUUUCCUACAAACUCGUCCCACCUCCUUACGUCAAAGAAAAAUUGAAUAAACCAGUUGUUCCGGAAAAGCAAAUACCGAAAUCAGUCAGGCGGAGACCUCUCAAGCCACCACUUUACGAAAACAGUGUUUCAGAUUCUAAAACUGGGGGCACUGACAAAGUGGUAGACUCAACGGAUUAUGAAGAAAAGGUAAUGGACGGGCUCUUGAUGCAUUACAGUAAGAAAGAAUCUCCUUAUGGAUCAGGCAUAGCAAAAGCAGUAUAUCCAAAAGCUUAUCCUAUGCAACGAGUAGAAUACGACAAGGGACAUAGGAAACAAAAAUCAAGUGUACCCCUUGUGAGAGGAAUAUCUCUUCCUUCUGAAGACGCAAAUUCGACGGAAACAUUAAAAGUUCAUGGAAGAGCUACUUCCUUAGUACCACAAAUGUUGGGGACAGCGGGGCAUGUGCAUCCUAGUCUGCCUGAUUAUGAUGACCUGUCGUCUCGUCUUGCCGCUCUCAGGAACACAACCCAACCAGCUUAACAAGCAUCACAUUUUUUAUUUUAUUUCCUUCUUUUUGUUGUUUCAUCAUUCUUAGGCUAAUCCAAUAUUUAGUAGCCAUAUACAGACAUGAGAGACAGUUCUUUCUAUUUGUGUAUGGAUCUUUUCAAGAUUGAAAUCAGAAUAUCAACUACAAUCGUAGGUGCUCGUUUCUGCAAAGCUUGCCGAUAAGAUAAUGAAGAU
Vigna umbellata (rice bean) is the source of this 1914-nucleotide messenger RNA. Lineage: Eukaryota; Viridiplantae; Streptophyta; Magnoliopsida; Fabales; Fabaceae. The record is from RefSeq and is a predicted model, not a curated record.